UGUGUGAGUGUGUGUGUGUGGUGUGUGAGUGUGUGUGUGUGUGUGUGUGUGUGUGUGUUUGUGAGUGUAAACAACACCAGUCCCUAUGACAGUGAUCCUGACUGUGCUGCUAGAGUCUGCCUGCUGCUCGUCUCUGACUUCAGUUGACUGGAUGGGGACUGGAGGGCACAACUAGCUAGCUAACGUUACACUCUAAGGUGAAAGUGGCAGCAAUGGACCGACCAGGUUUUGGUGGGGCUCCAUCAUUCAAUAACCUCUCCACAAGGAUAACAGAUAAUGGAUGCUCAGCCUCAGAUCUAACCGAGGAGGACUUAGAGAGUCUACGAAUUGAACUUGCAAAGAUGGAGGAUGAAAUUCAGACCUUGCGGCAGGUGCUUCUGGUCAAAGAAAAAUAUGCUUCGGACAUCAGGAGGCAGCUGGGUAUGAGUCCUCUAAGUAACAUCAAACAGAACCUGUCCAAAGGCUGGCAAGACAUCCAGACCUCGGGCCCAUACCUCACAGCCUCUGCCACUUUGGAGGACAUCAGCCACUCCAGCGUAUAUGUCAGGACACGGGAGAGUCUCUCUCAUGCAGGCCAGGUGACGUCCUCUGCACUGUCCAAUAUGGGCGUGGCCCUCACCAGGAGACUGGCAGAGAUGAGAGCUCUGCCUCUCCCGAGCCCACCACGCACCCUGAGCCACACCAUGAGUGUGCCGGCUAUGAGACAUUCCUCUACAUUCAAGUCUUUGGAGGAAAUGGUCGGCAACGUGAAGGACAAGGUGACUGGCAAUCUGUCAAGUAAUGGAGACACCUCUGGGUUUGAAAGAAGAUCCUCAGGCCACAGCACAUGAGAUGGACCCUUUGAACAUAUCACAAUUAAUUAUUUUUCAUACCUUGUAAAGUUAUGAAAGAAUGUUAUAUUGCUCCUGUGUGUGCAUCUGUCCACUGUUAUUUCUGACUGCUGUAUUAAAACAAUAUGACUAAUAGAAUGUAUAAAAUUUGCAAUAGAAUAUUAUUUCAAACUUCAAUUUAUAAUAAAUAAAAAUAGUCUUUUAAUUUUUAAAUGUUAUAUUUCUGCAUGUUGGAUACAUGUAAUUUUAUUUGAAUGUGAAACCCAUAUUGACAAAUGUACAAAACAGAAUAUCACAAACAUUAAGUAUUUUUGUACUAAUGCUAUGUUAUCUCUUGUCAUUGAUGGUCACAUACCUUUAUUUACUCAGAUUUGUGUUCUUAAUUAAAUUUCCUACUGUUCUCAGAGAAAAUUU
Micropterus dolomieu (smallmouth bass) is the source of this 1244-nucleotide messenger RNA. RefSeq names its product tumor protein D54-like. NCBI's taxonomy places the organism in Eukaryota, Metazoa, Chordata, Actinopteri, Centrarchiformes, Centrarchidae. The transcript has 9 exons. Gene Ontology annotation, cellular component: cytoplasm. The record is from RefSeq and is a predicted model, not a curated record. The coding region runs from base 213 to 830 and encodes 205 amino acids.